This is a messenger RNA of Papilio xuthus (Asian swallowtail), 556 nucleotides long. RefSeq lists its product as uncharacterized. Lineage: Eukaryota; Metazoa; Arthropoda; Insecta; Lepidoptera; Papilionidae. Bases 143 to 496 code for a protein of 117 amino acids. The record is from RefSeq and is a predicted model, not a curated record. The transcript has 4 exons.
UCGCAGAGUAAAGACGCUUUGUAGGUGCGUGCGUUACUGAAGUUUGCGCACAUCUUACACUAGUUUUAUUUAUUUUUUUAAUUCCUGUGCAACGCUCAAGUGGUACUUGGUGCUGGCAUUUAAAGUAAGCGCACUUAGUAAAAUGUCGAGCACGUGGUUGUUGUGUGCGGGCGUGGUGCUGUUGGCGGGCGCGGCGAGCGGCAUCAAAUGCUGGCAAUGUGGCCAGUACAGCGACGGUGUUGGCUCCAUCACACCUUGCAAUAACCGCAGCGCCACGCGCCUCGCUGAUUGUCCGCCAGCCGCAAAGUACUGCAUUAAAUACGUGAGUGAGUUGACAGUGGUCCGUGACUGUGUACCGACAUGCACAGAGAAAGAAUGGUGGGGCGCUCGAACCUUCUGCUGUGAAUCGGACGAAUGCAAUUCAGCCUACAUACAUACUUCUGCGACCCGCUUUGUCUUCGCAGCACUCGUGUUGGUUGCAGUCAUUGCGCGCUGACGGAUUCAAGAUAUUACUUUGAGUUAUUUGAACUUAUCCUGAGUUUUUACACAGUACGAU